Aspergillus fumigatus Af293 is the source of this 2982-nucleotide messenger RNA. RefSeq lists its product as uncharacterized. Gene Ontology annotation, molecular function: microtubule binding. The record is from RefSeq and is a predicted model, not a curated record. Lineage: Eukaryota; Fungi; Ascomycota; Eurotiomycetes; Eurotiales; Aspergillaceae.
AUGUCGCACGAGAACACCAGACGCUCCGAAGCCACGACAAAUAGCUUCGCGUCGUUUGGCUCCGAUUUUGACCCGGAGCACGAAGCCCUCGCGUCUACGAAACACUUUGAGAACAGCCCCAAAUUGCCCGAGAUGAAAGGCAGUGCCAGGAAACAAAUCAACAACUUUGCAGACGAGGAGCCCGACUACGCCAUCGACACCUCUGCAUUGGAACGCGCCUUCCCUGAAUUGUCCCCCGUGGGCACCUCCGAAGAUGACACCGAGGAAAGUAUAUCGGUUGAAGCUGGACGGGGCAUUAACAAGCCCACGCGUCGGCUCGAUGACUCGCGGAACUCCUUGAUGAGUAUUGAAAAUAGUGUGCGGUCUUCCUCGCCUGCCGUCAGACUCGACUAUCCCACCUCGCAUACGCCUCAAAAGUCAGCCAUGCGCGUAUCCUCGAGAAGGACCGCCAGCGAGAGUCUACGAAGGGAUGCUCAGUUGAGACAAGCCAGUCUUGCCCACAAGGAGAAUCGCGACCCUCUUUCAUCCAAAACAGCCCGCAAGGAUCAGCGACGGACAUUGUCUGAAAUGCACGCGAAGGUCCGCGAUUCUUACGAUGGUUCCUUCAUCGCCGAUGAGAGACCUCAGCCUGUGGCAACCAGUACGCGUGCGACGCGCUUCGGAAACGUCAACCUUUCUCAUCAGAUAGCAGACGCGGUGGAAAGAGCGUCACAGGAGGCUUAUGCUAAGGAAAUGCGCCGGGGGAAGUUAUCCAGCAACCUGCGCAACGGGUCCGGCAAUGGUGCUGGCGACACGGGCACUAUGCAGUCUUUUCUUCUUCCCGAUCUUCCCAAUCUGUCGGAGUUGGUGUCGGGUGUCUACGAAGACGGUACACCGGUUUAUACCCGCCAGAGCCGAGCUAGGGCGACACGAUUUGUUUCUCCUCCGAAUGACGGUGCUGAUGUGUCCAUGACUCGUGAACAUAUCCCCCUCGACGCGAUUCCCAUUCCAGAAGAUGAAAAGGCUCUCUUUGUUUCUCUGAGACUGCUGCAGGACAAAGUUUCGGAGCUUGAAAGGGCGAAGUCGGAUGCGGAGAGAAAAAUUGAUGAAAUGCGACAGGAAAAUGCGGCCUUGAAGGCUGGCCGGUCUAACCGCAAAGACAAACACGGCCGUUCUCGCGUGUAUGAAUCCGAAGACGAUGACCAUAGGAGAGACGCCGGGUCUCACUAUCAGAAGCUCGAAGCUUCGAAUCUAGCUUUGCAAAACCAGUUGGAUAUGGCUGAGCGGAAGGCGCAGAUGAGCGAGGCGGCGCUGAAGAAAUUGAGUCGUGAGAGAGACAUGGCUGUUUCUCAAUUGGGGAUAGCCUAUCUUGAAUCUCGAGAUCUGAAGAGCGAAAAUGACAGCCUUCGCCAAGAGAAUGCUGAACUUAAGGCACAGCUGGCUAAAUUUGUUUCGCUGGCCUCAAAAUCUCGCGAGGAUACUGGCCGCUCAGAAGCAACAUCCGCAACGGAAGCAAGCGUUGAAAGCGGCCAGCUCGACACGCAGCGAAGUGAGGACCUAAGUCGGACCACUAAAGAUCUUACCAGUAAGAGUACAAGAUCGAAGAGGACCGGCGGCGUAGAAGAAUCGCGCACAAAGAUCGCUAAACAGGUUGAUAAGGAGAUGUCUCUCCUUGAGAAAGAGCGAGCCGAAGAAGCUCUUUUCUCGAUUGACCUGCCGAGGACUAGGGUCUCGAGUUCCCGAGCCGAGAGAUCCCAGACUCGGGCGCAAUCAGGCAACACGAAAGCAAAGAAAAAGCCAAACACAGGAAAGCAGCGGGUGAAAAGGGUGAUUGUCGAAGAAGUCGAUAUCACUGAGCCUUUGGAUUCAACCGCUGAAGACGCCACGGGCCAUGCCAAGAAAUCCUCUGCCACAGAGCAAGACUUGACGCUGUUGAGCUUCGUUGACGAACGUGAAAUCGCUCAACUACGGAAGACGCUAGAAGAAGAACGACUUGCGCGUAGACGGCGACAGUCGAUCUCGACCAAGGUUCAAAGUACAGACGAGACCGCAAACUCUACCCGACAAAGUGUAUCAAACUCAGCUGCGCCUCGCAAAUCCUCGAUGAAGGACAGUAAAGCCCCGAUAACAAGACCAGCUUCGGCAAUGGGUGAUCUGACGGCCACAUCGAAAGUCAGCAUGGCUGAGGCAGACAGCAAUCUUUCCGUGCCCAUUGAGCGCCCAAGACGGCAUUCGGAUCAUUCCAUCAUCCCCACCACUCAGCGGAGACGUCGCCCUGUUACUGACGACAUGACUUCUGCUUUCAUCCUGCCAGAUAUUACUAUUCGUCACGCUGAGUUGGCAGCUGAGGACCCAAGCCGGUUGCCCCAGGCUGCGCAAAAGGCCUUGGACAGUGCUACACAGCAUGAUGGCAAAAACUGCACGGUUUGCAAGCGCUGCAUUCCUGGUAACUCGCAAUGCGACCAUACUCAUGAGACUGUAAAGAUCCCGAAACCUGUACCCGUUUCGGAGCGCAUGCCUGAGCAUUCUGUUUACAAUGAGGAGCCUACGUUGCGCCCUGCACAAUCUCCCGGUGCUGCUCUCGCGACGGUGCUUAAGGCGUUGGAGGAUGAACUGUCCCAUUUGAAAAUGCAGCUUGUAACGUAUCAAGGGGCGUAUAACAAGCUGGAUGCCUCGUUGAGCAAACGCCAGAGGAAGUCGCUGGCCGCCAAGAUUGAAAAGCUUCUUAAGGACAUUGACUUGAAAGCUGAUCAAAUAUAUGCGCUCUACGAUGUUCUCGAAGGCCAAAAACAGAACGGACACGAGAUGACUGAGCAAGAGAUGGAAGUCACACUUCAAUCCAUUGGGAUCGACACCGCCGCCACCACGAGGGCCACGGAUGUGACCGCUACCACAGACAAAUCUUCCCACAAAAACAACGAUACUGACUUAGACGACGAUGAGGAGCUACCAUGGGAGGGCAUUGAGAGCACAAUGGAUGUUACAGGCAGAAUUGGAAACUAG